Molecule: messenger RNA, 674 nt
Organism: Histoplasma mississippiense
Lineage: Eukaryota; Fungi; Ascomycota; Eurotiomycetes; Onygenales; Ajellomycetaceae
Exons: 2
Biological process (GO): L-glutamate transmembrane transport
Cellular component (GO): plasma membrane
Molecular function (GO): glutamate:sodium symporter activity; neutral L-amino acid transmembrane transporter activity; L-glutamate transmembrane transporter activity
Source: RefSeq, a predicted model, not a curated record
AUGUCGUCCAACGACCUGAGGGAGGAAGCUGUCUCUACAGAGAAGACCCAGCCCCUGAAGCACGUCCAGAGUCCUGGCGUGGUUGAAACAAUGGAGCGGGUGGAAGAGCCAAAGAAAACCCUGUGGGAGAAAGUGAAAACGCCCGGCUCGGUAUACCAGAUUCUUAUCUCUGCUGCCAUCGCCAUCGCGAUCGGUUUCGCUGUGAACACAACGGUGGACAAAGUGCCUGUUGCCGCUGUCGAUCUCUGCGGCAUACCUGGCCGAAUCUGGUUGCGCGCUCUCAAAGCUAUUGUCCUACCGUUGAUCGUGGUCUCUCUGAUCCUAGCCGUUCAGCGGCUGCGGGAGAUGUCGCGCGGUGGAGCACUUCUAGCUCGCUGGACCAUUGGAUACUACCUUUUUACCACGCUGGUCGCAAUCUUUCACAGCACAAUCCUCGUGGCAUUGGUCUGGAGCAAGCAGUUUUCCGAGGUCGACCCUGAUUCGCGCACUGUCGAUAAGGACUUGCAAAAAGACAUCGACUCACGUUCCGCCUACCAGGCGCAUGAUAUUGUCGUCGAGCUCUUCGACACCCUUGUGCCGGACAACAUUGUCGCCGCGUUUGCAAACGACAUCCUCCUUGGUGUUCUCGUGGCGUCCAUUAUUCUUGGCUAUAUGAUUAAGGACCCUGCCACCUC